AUGCGAGGGAAAUACUUUCUCCUCGGCUUCUUGUUGCUCAAACUUAUGGCUCUCGUUUGCAAGGCUGACGGAGAGCCGGGGCUGCUCGGGGGGUUCGUGAUGAUCGCCACCUCCAAUGGCUCCAGGGAGGAGGAGAGCGUGUCCGAGGAGACCCCGCACACGGAGGACAGGUGUCGGGGCUACUACGACGUGAUGGGCCAGUGGGACCCGCCGUUCAUCUGCAAAACGGGCAAUUACCUGUACUGCUGCGGCACCUGUGGCUUCCGCUUCUGCUGCUCCUACAAGCACUCCCGGCUCGACCAGAGCACCUGUAAGAACUACGACACCCCGGUGUGGAUGAAGACCGGACAGACGCCCUACAAGAAGAUGAACAAGUUGCACGACAGCACCAAAGACAAGACCAACUUGAUUGUUUACAUCAUAUGUGGAGUAGUGGCCAUCAUGGCUCUGGUGGGGAUUUUCACCAAACUGGGGCUGGAGAAGGCGCACCGGCCUCAGAGAGAGAACAUGUACAGGGCCGUCGCCAACGUGCUGCAGGGCGGGUGUCCAGGUGAGCAGUAUCGCGGGGAGGAGGCCCUUGGGAUGCAUUCCCAGCACUACGUUUCCAGGGCCACAAACCUCCAAGGUGGACAGAUCAACAACAACGUGGGACAGGGCUCAAACAUGGGCCAGCAGCACCCUUACCCUGCCCUCAACCAGCUGGCACACGUCUACGAACAGCAGCAGCAGCAACAACAACAACAACAACACCAGCAGCAGCAGCAGCACCAACAGCAACAACAAAACAAGGAUCUCAACAAGUACGCCUCCCUGAAGGCUGUGGCUGCCAAGUACAACGGUGAAGUCUACAACAAGCGUCGGCUGAUGGUGGAGCUGCCAACGAAAGGCGGGCUUCCUCUCCAGCCGAUGGGCAACUCCAGACCCUCCAUGGGCAACAUGUCAUCAAUGACCCCUCCGAUGACCACCAACCCCAUGGCCUCAAACCAAAUGGCCUCCAACCACAUGAACCCCAGCCUCACCCAGAUGACCUCCAUGACCCAGAUGACAUCUAUGAUGCCUAUGACCUCUAUGACGCCCAUGACUUCCCUCGCCCAGAUGACCUCCAUGACCCCUAUGACCUCCAUGACCCCCAUGACCUCCCUGGGUCAACUGACUCCGGAGCCGGUGGCCACCUAUGUCACUGAGAUGCCCAGCAUCUCUUCCGUCUCAACCCUCCCGACAGAACGGCACAUAGCCGGUGUCGGAGGAGGAGGAGGGGGACUCAAACUGAAUGGCCAGAAACUCAAAAGCAGCCAUGGUCACCUGGGCCACAGCUCUCACAGCUCUCACAAUCACAGUCAUGGUCAUGGCCACAGUAGCAAGCCGCCAGGACUCGGGGCUACCUCCCUGGCACACAUGGCAGGGACCAUGCCAGGUGGCACGUCCCUGGGUAUCUCGAGAGCCGCCGAGACAGCCAUGGCUACAAUGGGCCACAGUUCAGCAACAAUGGGCCGCCCAAUGGCGUACAGUUCCAACACAAUCGCAGCUGGGCAUUCGAUGGGGCUGGGGCUGAAGGCCUGGGACGGGACUGAGACGGUGGGUCGGAGGAAGACCCACGGGCACAAGAGGCCUCAGUGUACGGUGCUCGAGCCCAACCAGCUCCACAGCACCAGAGGCCACAGCCACAGCCAGCACUUCCUCCCCACACAGCCCUACUUUGUGACCAACAGCAAGACAGAGGUGACUGUGUGA
Anoplopoma fimbria (sablefish) is the source of this 1731-nucleotide messenger RNA. RefSeq names its product shisa family member 9a (gene shisa9a). The record is from RefSeq and is a predicted model, not a curated record. Bases 1 to 1731 code for a protein of 576 amino acids. The transcript has 5 exons. NCBI's taxonomy places the organism in Eukaryota, Metazoa, Chordata, Actinopteri, Perciformes, Anoplopomatidae. Gene Ontology annotation, biological process: regulation of AMPA receptor activity; regulation of short-term neuronal synaptic plasticity. Gene Ontology annotation, cellular component: postsynaptic membrane; AMPA glutamate receptor complex; postsynaptic density.